This is a messenger RNA of Penicillium argentinense, 603 nucleotides long. RefSeq lists its product as uncharacterized. Gene Ontology annotation, molecular function: metallopeptidase activity. Bases 1 to 603 code for a protein of 200 amino acids. Lineage: Eukaryota; Fungi; Ascomycota; Eurotiomycetes; Eurotiales; Aspergillaceae. The record is from RefSeq and is a predicted model, not a curated record. The transcript is spliced from 2 exons.
AUGCCUAUCACGAUCACUGGCAAAAGUAGUGUGGCGGCCCUUCAACUGGGAGGUCUUGGAAAAGCCAUUCCUCGCUGGAAGACGGGAUCGAAAAACACUGUCAAUUUUGCUGUCUUUGAGAACAGAUAUCCAAAGCAGGAGCUCGCUUUUCUAGCGGCAAAUAAGUUGAAAGAAGCCGCCGAUGAAUGGAAUUAUCUAGAACUCGGUGUGCAGUUUGAAUGGGUUUACAAGAUUGUUGAUGCCGCGUUCGUCCUUUCUUACGCAGAAAGUAACAUUCCCGGUGUCAUUGCUGAGGCCUUUUUCCCGAAUGAUCUGGAUCUGAAUAUACUGAACUAUCUAAAAAAUGUCUUCCUGCAUGAGCUGGGUCAUAUCCUCGGACUCCGUCACGAGUUUGCCCCCGAGGUGGAAGAUGGGAACAAGACAGGAAUGAAGUCACUGCAAUUCGGUCCACGAAACCCGACAUCAGUGAUGGCCUACGAAUUUCCUCCCACUAUACAAACCUCGGACAUUGACAGCGCUCAGGCGUUCUACCAUUCUUCUGGGAAGGGUCUCACGCAAGACAACAAAUUGAUACCUAUUGUGGACUAUGAGGCAAAUAAUUAA